AUGGAUCCUACCGCAGCAAAGAAGAGAGUACGGGCUUGUCUACCCCAAGUCCGGAAGUUGAUGAAAAUCACCGGAUGUCCUUCUGUCUCCAUCGGCAUCCUCCACGAAGGCGAGAUCAUCCUCCAGCACAGUCAAGGAUUCGCCGAUGGGAACGAAAAUUAUGUCCCGGUCAACAAUUCAACUCUCUACAUGAUCGGAUCACUCACCAAGGCCUUCAUCGCUGCGUCCUGCGGUAUACUCGUCGACGAGGGCAGACUGAGCUGGACCGAACCGCUAUCCACAUACAUACCCUUUACCCAGAACAAAGAUCCUGUCAUAGGCAAACACAUGAGUCUAUCAGAAGCCCUCUCUCAUUCCAGCGGAUUUCCACAGCUCGACAUCGCGUGGUAUGGCGCAGCAGGCGCAGAACUGCUUCUUCCAGAAGAUUUAUUACAUAUCACUGCCAACAUGCCAGUUCACGACACAUUUCGCACCGGAUUCCAUUACUCCAACUGGCCUUACGCUCUGGUGGGUAAAGUGAUUAAAGCGGUAGGCGGCGAGGAUGCCGUGGAUGGCUGGGGAGGGUUCGUCAAGAAGAGAAUCUUUGAGCCUCUCGGAAUGAGUAGAUCGACGUGUUCUCGAUGGAAAGUCGAGGGUGGAAAUCUGGCUGAGGGGCAUACGGUCUUGCACGACAGGCGACCAGUACGUUUACGAAUGCCUCAAGUUUCAGACAAGACUAUUUGUGGAGCUGCAAUGGCGAUUUGGUCGAACGUUCCGGAAAUGCUCAUCUGGUCGCAAGCAGUAAUGGAACGGUUGGAAGAAGAGGAGACGGAGAAAGGCACCAUUGAGGCCAUUCAAGGAUUGAGUCUCAACACGGAACAACACGAAGCAGUACACCACGACGACCAUACGGACGCGCAAAGCACAUCGACAAACCCGCUAAGGCGAAUCAGCCAAAUCACGUCUCGCAAGAUACCCGUUACGGACGAUACCGUCAAUGAGAACUCGUACGCAUUUGGAUGGGCAAGACACAUGAUUCCCUCGACACAACUUGGGUGGUUAUCUACCAACGGCCCACAGAGAGACGAUAUCAUCGGACGAGAAUCGCAGCCCCGGCUAACACUAUACCACGGAGGCCAGGUGACCGGAUAUCUCAACUCCAUCUAUCUCUUUCCGGAGACCAAAUCCGCUGUGGUCGUCCUGACCAACGCGCAGAGUGCUGGAGACUGCUCUGAUCUCGUUGCUCAGAUGUUCGUUCAAUCACUCUUCGAUAUGACCCCGGAAGUGGAUUUCGGUAUGAGAGCGGAGAAGCUAUCUACCCGUAGUCUGAACCGAUAUACCAAGAUGAAAGACGAUUUACAGAAGAAUCGCAUGUUAAAUACGCCAUGUCCCCAUCUCGAAAGCCUUGAGGGGACGUACCGGAACGAAGACAUACAGGGGAUUAUUCAUGUGUACAAGACAAUGGCGCAAUACGGCUACGGACAAAACCCGCAAUACGGCGCUGGGAAUGCGCAAAACCUCCAAUUCUACCCAUCGUCAUUUUCGAACCAGCCAGUAUCUGGCCAUUCCACACCAUUCCAAGCAAACUACGGCGCACCGGCGAGUCAAGCGUAUCCCGCGCAGUAUGGCGCGGGGUUCGCUGCACCGGGCGUGAGUGGGCAGAUGGGUAUGGGUGUGUCUGGGCUGCGGACGGGGUGGCUGGCGGCUUUUGGCACGGAAGGAUACGAUGGAGAGCCGCCGCUACUGGAAGAAUUGGGAGUAAACUUCAGGCAUAUACAGAUGAAGACGUUGGCUGUGCUGAAUCCGUUCGGUCGGAUCGAUCAGCAUAUCAUGGACGACAGCGAUGUGGCAGGGCCGAUACUGUUCUUCUUGAUCUUUGGGACGUCGUUACUGUUGUCUGGAAAGCUUCAUUUCGGUUACAUCUACGGCCUGGCGUUCGUUGGCACGAUCCUUCUCCACCAGAUCCUCUCGCUCAUGUCCCCGCCUGUCGUCGAAGCGACUCCAGGAGACCACGGUCACCCGCAUGGCUCGCAUCUCGGCUCCUCGUUAACGUUCCCACGAUCGGCAUCGGUGCUCGGAUACUGUCUGCUCCCUCUCGUUCUGGUAUCGAUGUUUGGAAUCAUUGUGCCGCUUGACGGGCUAUUUGGAUACCUUCUGACCAGCCUGGCCAUCACAUGGUGUUCCUACAGCUCCAGUUCCAUGUUCACCGUUGUUGGGCGCAUGACUUCCAUGCGGGGACUGGUAGCGUACCCCAUGGUUCUGUUCUAUGGCAGUUUUGGUAUCAUGGCUAUCUUCAGCUCGCGGGGCACUGGUCAGUUGGCGAAGGCGGCAGGAUCAUAA
Messenger RNA from Alternaria hordeiaustralica, 2319 nucleotides. RefSeq lists its product as uncharacterized. The transcript is spliced from 6 exons. The record is from RefSeq and is a predicted model, not a curated record. NCBI's taxonomy places the organism in Eukaryota, Fungi, Ascomycota, Dothideomycetes, Pleosporales, Pleosporaceae. Gene Ontology annotation, biological process: vesicle fusion with Golgi apparatus; endoplasmic reticulum to Golgi vesicle-mediated transport. Gene Ontology annotation, cellular component: membrane; trans-Golgi network. Bases 1 to 2319 code for a protein of 772 amino acids.